Molecule: messenger RNA, 2133 nt
Organism: Terrapene triunguis (Three-toed box turtle)
Lineage: Eukaryota; Metazoa; Chordata; Testudines; Emydidae
Product: ceramide glucosyltransferase
Exons: 9
Coding region: 1-1200 (399 amino acids)
Biological process (GO): glucosylceramide biosynthetic process
Cellular component (GO): membrane
Molecular function (GO): ceramide glucosyltransferase activity
Source: RefSeq, a predicted model, not a curated record
AUGAAUGGUAUUGGGGAGGAUGGGUUUACAGGACACCUGUUGGCAGCAAAUGCUGCUCCAAUCAGAAAUACUUUCAAAGAUAGCUAUAUAUAUAUAGAUGAUUUUUUUUGCAGACGUCUCCACCUCAACAAGAAAGCAACAGACAAACAACCCUAUAGCAAGCUUCCUGGUGUCUCACUUCUAAAGCCAUUAAAAGGUGUAGAUCCUAACCUCAUCAACAAUUUAGAGACCUUCUUUGAACUGGAUUAUCCAAAGUAUGAAGUGCUCCUGUGUGUACAAGAUCAUGAUGAUCCAGCCAUCGAUGUGUGUAAAAAGCUCCUUGGCAAAUACCCGAAUGUUGAUGCUAGAUUGUUUAUAGGUGGAAAAAAGGUUGGCAUCAACCCCAAAAUUAACAAUUUAAUGCCAGGGUAUGAAGUUGCCAAGUAUGAUCUCAUAUGGAUAUGUGACAGUGGAAUCAGAGUAACACCAGACACCCUAACUGAUAUGGCCAAUCAAAUGACAGAGAAAGUUGGUUUGGUCCAUGGUUUGCCCUAUGUAGCAGACAGACAGGGCUUUGCUGCCACUUUAGAACAGGUAUAUUUUGGCACUUCACAUCCCAGAUCAUAUAUUUCUGCCAAUGUAACUGGCUUCAAAUGUGUAACAGGAAUGUCUUGCCUGAUGAGAAAGGAUGUAUUAGACCAAGCUGGAGGACUGAUAGCUUUUGCACAGUACAUUGCUGAAGAUUACUUUAUGGCCAAAGCAAUAGCUGACCGAGGUUGGAAAUUUGCAAUGGCCACACAAGUUGCAAUGCAAAACUCUGGUUCAUAUUCCAUUUCACAGUUUCAAUCCAGAAUGAUCAGGUGGGCCAAACUGAGAAUUAACAUGCUGCCUGCUACGAUAAUUUGUGAGCCAAUCUCUGAAUGUUUUGUUGCCAGUUUAAUUAUUGGAUGGGCCGCUCAUCAUGUUUUCAGAUGGGAUAUAAUGGUAUUUUUCAUGUGUCACUGUUUGGCAUGGUUUAUAUUUGACUACAUUCAACUAAGGGGUGUCCAGGGUGGUGCCCCGUGUUUUUCAAAACUUGAUUAUGCGGUAGCUUGGUUCAUCAGAGAAUCCAUGACAAUAUACAUUUUCCUAUCUGCCUUAUGGGACCCCACUAUUAGUUGGAGGACAGGACGCUACAGAUUACGCUGUGGAGGCACUGCAGAGGAAAUCCUUGAUGUAUAGCCCCAGCUUUGUGACUGUAUUUCAAAAAAGAAAAAAAAGGAGAAAAAAAAGUAUUAUAAAUUAUGUUUAUAUAAAUGCUUUUAAAAAAAUCUACCUUCAAUAGUUUUAUUACUUGUAUGUUUUGGUAUUUGUUCUUUAAUUUAUUUUUGCAUGGCACUUGCAUCUGUGAAAAAAUACAUCUGUAGUUUUGGCCAAAUGGUACCUUCUUUUUUAUGUAUAAAAGGAAAUCAAGAGAAUUGGUCCCAGGAUCCAUUUUCUUUAUGAAUGUUCUGCAGUAAACUCUAAAGACAGUAUCCUUCAGUACAGGAAAAGCUUCUUGCUCUGUGGUACGCUAUCUUAGUAAAUUGAGAGGUAAAAUGGCCUUUGUCCAUUGGAUUGCAGCAGAUUGGAGAGUAACAUCACUACAGAAGUACAACAGGCUUCUGCAGCAUUUGAAAGAUGGAGCUAGUAGCGGAACACUAGGAGAGAAGUCCUUAGAUGCUUUAUGCCUACCUCUUGUAGUUGCUGCAGAGCAAAUAUAAACUAAUAGAUAACUAGGCCUUGCAAAAAACAAAAGCUGGAGUCUUGUAUUUAUAUGUAUAUAUUAAAACUAUUUUUUUUUGUCUCAUUUGCAAUGAACCAAAAGUGGACUGAGUUUGGGGUGGGUGGGUGGAAUUAUUAGUUAGCCAUGUGUUGAGGGCAUCUUUUGGCCAACUCUGAUUGGUUCUGUCUUGAACCAUUGUUAUCACUGUGCUGUAAUUAGCCUAGCUAAUCCCCUUCAUCAUUCCUGUCCUCUUUAAGGAGUUUUUUGUUUCUGUGGGUGAAUGUUUUGAUAAUUGUGUGUGUGGGGGGGGAUGCAGUUCAAAAACAUUUCACACAUGAGCUAUUUUCUUACACAAUGUCUUAUUGUUAAUAAGAAUGUAAUUUCAUGAUGCAGGUAUUUAAUAUCUUUUU